GAAGCAAGUAGAGAAGAGAGAAGCAAGAGCUACCCAUGGCUACAAGAUCAGGAAGUGGUGAGAGCAUAGAAAUGAAAGGAGAGAGGAUUCAGAGGGCUUUUGGUGAGGCUUUUAAGGCCCACAAGUCACCAGAGAAGCCUUUCAAUCAUGAAGAUUUCAGCAGAUUCAACCCUCCAGAAGUUAUCAUCAGCUUUCCAGCAUCAGGUGCCGUUAAGGAUUGGUAUUCUCAAAGGAACUUUGGGGAAACCAAAAUAAAUCUUGGCCUAUUUCCCUCUAUCAAAAGCAUUGGUAAUGAUGAGGCUGCUCUUGUGAAUAAAGCCUUUCUUAAAAGAUUUGAAGACAUUUUGGCCAAAUCAACACUUGCAGAUAAGGUAGAGAAAGCAAUGACUAAACAGGAGCAAAUAGUGUUUGCAGGACACUCCUCUGGUGCUCCAAUUGCCAUUCUAGCAACCCUUUGGGUCUUGGAAAAGUACCAACGUCUAAAAUCACGCAGGGGUAUCCCUCCCAUUUGCAUAACUUUUGGUUCUCCCUUAGUUGGCAAUCACAUAUUUUCACAUGCCACAAGGAGAGAAAAUUGGUCUCACUACUUCUUGCAUUAUGUGAUGAGAUAUGACAUAGUCCCACGAAUCCUCCUUUCUCCUCUCUCUUCCCUUGACCAAAGAUUUGAACCUGUUUCACAAUCCUUCAAUCCCAAAUCCAAAUCUUUCAUGAGUGAAUCAAUUGGAAGAGCCACAUCAGCUUCAGAUUUCCACUUUGCCAUAAUGUCAAAUGUUGCAACUGUCACAAGCCAUGCCGCUUGUAAAUUAAUGGGAAGCACAGAUACCACAUUGGAAACUUUUGCAAAUUUUAUUCCUUUAAGUCCUUAUAGACCCUUUGGGACUUACGUUUUCUGCACAGGAAAUGGAAAGUUAGGGAAGCAAAUUGUAAUAAAAAACCCAGAUGCAGUUCUUCAGCUUCUGUUUUUCUCUGCUCAAUUAAGCUCUGAAGCAGAAGCUGCUCAAGUUCCCUAUAGAAGCCUAAGGGAACAUUCGAUUUAUGGCACCGAACUGCAACAGACCUCGCAUAAUGUUGUGCACUUGGAUGAUAAACUCAAGAAGCUUCUUUCGUCUGAUGAUGCUCCACGUGCCUUAAAUGACCUUGACCUGAGCCCAAAAGCAGGACUGUGCCUUUGGGCAGCAGCAGAAUUAGAGGUAAGGAGAUUGGACAAUGAGGAUAAAAUCAAGCAGAAGAAAAAUUUUGUUGAGGAAAAACUGAAGGACCUUGAAAAAUACAGAGAAAUGUGGGAACAUCUAAAAGUGGGUUACUACGAUGGCUUCAGGGAGCAUAAGAAAACUGAGGACUUCAAAGCAAAUGUGAUGAGGCUAGAGCUGGCUGGUGUGUGGGAUGAGAUAAUUGAAAAACUAAGAAGUUAUGAACUCUCACAUGAAUUUGAAGGCAAUAGAGAAUGGUUUGAUCUUGGAACAAGGUUUCGGCAACUAGUGGAGCCUCUAGAUAUUGCUAAUUAUUAUCGCCAUUUAAGGCAUUACGAGAAUGAGUCUUCUUCUUACAUGGUUAAGGGAAGGCCAAAACGAUAUAGGUACACUCAAAGAUGGUUAGAACAUGCCCAACUAAGGCCACAAGAGCCUAACUCGGCAUCUUGCUUUUGGGCUGAGGUGGAGGAUCUUCGCUUCAUGAUGAGUAACAACAACAAGUCUUUUGAAGAGGUUAAGGAAAGAGUUGUGAAACUAGAGGGUCAGAUUGAAACAUGGAGUGAAGAUGGUGAACUUGCUAAGGAUGCCUUGUUGGAGGGUUCUACUUUGGUUAAGUGGUUGAAAACUCUUCCUCCACAACACAAGCGAGAAUCGUGCAUUAGAAAUCUUAUUAAAGAGUGACUCAGAGACAUACAUUCAUUCGAGAUCUACUUUUGUGAGUCCCUUGUUUUGAAUGAGCUUUUUCAUUUUUCAUUUUUCACUUUUUUUAUGCUUCUUUGGUUUGGUUUUGUAAUAAAGAUGUUGGUUUUCUGUUUGUUCUCUGUCCUUGAAUAAUCGAUGAUGGAUACAAAUAUACACGAAUAAAUUAUGUUCAUUUU
Abrus precatorius (Indian licorice) is the source of this 2068-nucleotide messenger RNA. Its product is annotated as protein EDS1-like. Lineage: Eukaryota; Viridiplantae; Streptophyta; Magnoliopsida; Fabales; Fabaceae. Bases 36 to 1871 code for a protein of 611 amino acids. The record is from RefSeq and is a predicted model, not a curated record. The transcript has 3 exons. Gene Ontology annotation, biological process: lipid metabolic process; defense response.